Molecule: messenger RNA, 2317 nt
Organism: Mercurialis annua (annual mercury)
Lineage: Eukaryota; Viridiplantae; Streptophyta; Magnoliopsida; Malpighiales; Euphorbiaceae
Product: transcription factor MYB101
Exons: 3
Coding region: 91-1680 (529 amino acids)
Source: RefSeq, a predicted model, not a curated record
ACUAAUUAAUUAAACACACACACAUACAUAUACACAUACACACUCUCUUUUCCAUAUAUAUAGAGUAGUGUAGGAUCGAACAUUUUGAGAAUGAUUAGCAGCGGCGGAGGAGCGGUGAUGGAGGCGGCGGGGAUGAUGAAAUCGGGGGGCGGGAAUGUUCACGGAGGAUUAAAGAAGGGGCCGUGGACCGCGGCGGAAGACGGAAUAUUGAUAGAGUACGUGAAGAAACAUGGGGAAGGGAAUUGGAAUUCUGUGCAGAAGAAUUCAGGGUUGAUGAGAUGUGGUAAGAGCUGUAGGCUUAGAUGGGCUAACCAUUUGAGACCAAAUCUUAAAAAAGGUUCGUUUAAUCCUGACGAAGAGAGGAUCAUCAUCGAGCUUCACGCCAAGCUUGGUAACAAAUGGGCUCGCAUGGCUUCUCAGUUACCGGGAAGAACGGAUAAUGAAAUCAAGAAUUUCUGGAACACAAGAUUGAAGAGACGACAGAGAGCUGGUUUACCUAUAUACCCUCAAGAAUUUCAAGAAGAAGCUAAUGCAUAUCAUAUACAACAACAAAAUCAUCAUCACCAUCAUCAUCAUCAUCAUCAAGAUCAACAAAACCACCCGAAUUCUUCGUCUUCUUCAUUCUCAUCCUUGCUGUCUUCGACUCGAAAAAACGCGUAUAAUAAUCCGUCUCUUUCGCUACUCGAUCCGAUUAAUUUCUCCCAAGUGCCGUUGGAUCCUACCCUUCAAUACUAUUCAAAUCCGUCCCUUCAAUUCAAGUCAUUUAGCGACAACAAUGCGAAUAAUAAUAGUCCUUUAGCUUUGCCUCUGUCUCCGGUCUCUCAAUAUGCACGAUCGCCUUCGUGUUUAAGUCCGUUCAGCCAAAACUACGUGCCUCAACCGAUCCCAACGACGCCCUCUUCGCUUAAUUACAGUACCGUGGAUUACGAGAAUCUGAGCUUUACUUCAUUGAUAAUGGGAGGUCAAGUUGAGCCAAAUGACGGCUUUAAUAUUAUUGACGGUUUGAAGUCUGAGCUCCCUUCAGUCCAAACUCCGCCUUCGUUCUCGUCAAAUACUAGCGGAGGUGGUGUCUGUGUUGGGGAGGAAUCGAGUAAAAAUACCGACAAUGGCGGAGACAGUGAAACUGCUCUAACCGAGAUGCAGGAGAAUAGGAACAGUGGGUUGUUGGAUGCUUUGGUACUGGAAUCUCAUAAUUUGUCUAGUAAGGAAAAAAUGAAUGGUGAUAAGGGGAAACAAGCUGUUAAUUCGCCCCCGGAUGGCGAAGAAGAGAGUGACAACGAUGACGAAGAGGUGGUGUAUGCUGCGAAACGUAUCAAGUUGUCGCCGACAAAUGACGGCGAGGCGUCCGGUGAAAACCACUAUUCUGAUGAAAUCAGUUCUUCUCAAUCAUCCAUUGAGAUGAAACAAAGUGAAGAACCAAUGGAGGAAAUGAAGGCCAUGGAUGAUGAUGACUUAUCGAGUUUGCUCGACAACUUCCCAUCAUCGACACCCUUGCCAGAGUGGUAUCGAAGAAGAAAUGUAUCAAAUGAAUUGUCACCCACCACGACGGGUGACGGUAGAGGAGUUGAAGUUGAUCAACAAGAUGUUUCGCUGCCUCAACCCACAACCACACAAGAUAAUCCAAAUAUUGAAUGGGGAUUUGGAUCUUCAUAUUGGAAUAACAUGCCAAGCAUUUGCUGAUGAAUGUUGCAUAUAUAUCCUCUAGGGUUAAAAUUUAACACGAUUACUGAGUUAUAAGGUCUUUUAUAUAACAAUUAUCAUCGUUUCAUUUAUUACAUUGUGAUAAUCGAACUUUUAUUUUUAUAUCAACGAGAGGUUACCACAGUUAUUUGUGACAACAAACACGUUAGUUUCCUCUCGUCAAUAUAAAAAUGAAAAUUCAGUUAUUAAAAUAUAACAAAUGAAACGGUGAUAACCGUUCUGUAAGAUUAUAAUUCAGUGAUCACAAUUUUUACAACCCGUAUCAUUUACAAGGAAACUUGUCAAAUGAUCAUGAACAAAGAAGAAGAAAAAAAGAGAAAAAGGUGAUAGCUAGAAGAAAAGAUCAAUGGUACUUUAUGUGCAUGGUUUUCUUUAUCCUCUAUCUAGAGAGAUAAUUAGGUAUUAUGAUAUUUUAGGCUUUUUUUAAUGUUGUUGGUAGACUUAAUGUUAAUUUAGUGUUUGCUUAAUGUUGCUUCUAUGCUUCUAGAUUUGUAGAAGAACACCAAAAAAAUCCUUAAGUCAGCGUAUCUUUGUAUAUAUCAUGCUUGUAGAACAUUAAUUAGUGUUUGCAGUAUAAUAGAUUAGUUUUAAGCCACUGAUUAUUUCGAUUGUUUUA